This is a messenger RNA of Rhododendron vialii, 1350 nucleotides long. RefSeq lists its product as uncharacterized. The transcript is spliced from 2 exons. Lineage: Eukaryota; Viridiplantae; Streptophyta; Magnoliopsida; Ericales; Ericaceae. Gene Ontology annotation, molecular function: aspartic-type endopeptidase activity. Bases 1 to 1350 code for a protein of 449 amino acids. Gene Ontology annotation, biological process: proteolysis. The record is from RefSeq and is a predicted model, not a curated record.
AUGACCAGAAGUCAGGCACUAAAUGAAUUCUGCAAGCGUUGCCCUCCCUACUUUCAAGGAGAACCUAACCCCACAGCUGCGGAAGCUUGGUUGGAAGAAAUCAAGAAAAUUCUUGAAACCCUAGAUAUUCAAGAAGCCAGCAAUCGAAUUGCUCUAGCCACCUAUCAGAUGCAAGGUGAAGCUCAGCAUUGGUGGAACCUGAUGAAGAACACCAAUGAUGUGGGAACAAUGACUUGGGAGAGGUUCGAGAAAAUCUUCCUUGACAAGUACUUUCCAACACCCGUCAAACAAGCACUGGCCUUGGAAUUCAUGAACCUCGAGCAUGGCACAAUGACCGUGACCCAGUACGCAUCACGAUUUGAAGAACUGUCCCGUUAUGGCACAACAAUCAUACCUACUGAUGACGACAAGGCAAGAAAAUUUGAGUGGGGACUCAAUGAGACACGCCGAGCAGUGAUGGCGCAGACACUUCCCACCUACUCACAAGUGGUGCAAUGCGCACUUAAGAUAGAGAGAGAAAACGUGGAUUUCAAGACAAGGCGUGAGCAAAAGAAGCCUCGCGGUGGGUGGAACCAACCGCCAACUCAGAACAGAGGAUCGAACGGGCCAAUCCAGCCCAAUGCUGGAAGGGUGUUUGCGCUGCAAGGGACGGAAGAGGAGAUGGACCAUGCAGUAAUCCAAGGUACCCUUACUCUUUUUACUACAUGCGUUCAAGCACUAUUUGAUUCUGGAGCUUCGCACUCAUUCAUAUCUGCCACAUGUGUAUCUAUACUUGGAUUAGAAACUGAACCUCUAAAGACAACUAUGCAUGUGACCUCACCACUAGGGGGUAAGAUUCCGGUAGUACUAAUCUGUAAAGGGUGCGAACUAGAAGUAUCGAACUUGCGGUUAACAUGCGACUUACGAGUAAUCGAAAUGACGGACUUUGACGUCAUACUCGGGAUGGACUGGUUGACUGCACACCGAGCUGUCAUAGACUGCCAUCGAAAGAUGGUGACAGCCUAUUCGCCAGAUGGAACGUGUUUCAAGUUUAAGGGGGAUAGACAAGACCCAUCUGCACCCCAUGCGCACGAAACAAAGUGGCAUAGGAAGCUCGUUGGAUGGUUAGCGAGUCUCAAAUUGGAGGAAACAGACCAAAUGGAGUUGGGCCUCCCUCACGUCGUCUGCGAGUACGAGGACGUAUUUCCAGAGGAAUUACCAGGAUUACCGCCACCAAGGGAAUUGGAUUUCACCAUCGAGUUGCAACCCAGCACGGCUCCAAUAUCGAUGGCCUCGUAUCGAAUGGCUCUAGCAGAGCUACGAGAGUUGAAGACACAGCUACAGGAACUCCUAGAAAAGGGUUUUAUCUGA